This is a messenger RNA of Necator americanus (New World hookworm), 285 nucleotides long. RefSeq lists its product as uncharacterized. The transcript has 2 exons. Bases 1 to 285 code for a protein of 94 amino acids. NCBI's taxonomy places the organism in Eukaryota, Metazoa, Nematoda, Chromadorea, Rhabditida, Ancylostomatidae. The record is from RefSeq and is a predicted model, not a curated record.
AUGAGAAGAAUCGACGAUAGAUGGACUAAAAGAAGGCCAGAGUGGAUUCCAAGAGAUGCUAAACACCCUCGAGUGAGGCCACCAACGAAAUGGGGUGACAUGUUCGCUGCACGGAUAGACCAGCUGAGAGCUCAGCUGGAUACGGCUCAAGGACCUCGUCAACGGGCCCGACUGACUCAGCUGUUCACUUCCAGCGAUGAUCUGUCGGUUGAUAAACUAUUCUUUGGCUUUCAAAGAUGGAAAAGUGAACCGUACUUGGGUGACGAAUUGCAAAGUCAUUUUUGA